Penicillium soppii is the source of this 897-nucleotide messenger RNA. RefSeq lists its product as uncharacterized. The transcript has 2 exons. The annotation marks the transcript as partial. NCBI's taxonomy places the organism in Eukaryota, Fungi, Ascomycota, Eurotiomycetes, Eurotiales, Aspergillaceae. The record is from RefSeq and is a predicted model, not a curated record.
ACUUUAACCUCUACAUCUAAAAUUAUGCUGCCUUUCGGCCUUCGUUCCAGAAGAAAGCGCCACAUGAGAUCCACACGAUCCAGCUACUCAGAAUCUGAUGCUUCCGAGAGUACCCCAGACUCAGACCCAGGGCCAGAGCCUGAUAUCUUCAACCCUAGUUUACUAGAGGUCCUUAAAGUCCGACAUAUACUGCAAUGGAAGCUUAGCGCCGGUCUUCCCGAAGAACUCGUUGAUAUGAUCAUCGAUGCAGCAGAAUAUUGGCCAUCGAUAGAGCACACAAUACACGAACACCGAACCAUCCAUAAAGACUGCGAUCAGGUCUUGCUGAAGACAGUCCCUCUGUGCUAUGACCGAAAUAGUUUGGAACAAACAUCGCCCAAAACCCUCCCCCAUCGCGGCGCUCAUCCAUGCCGCAAAAUCAUCUUCAAACUCUCAUCGCAUGACCAAGGUAGCGGCCGAUGCCACGACAACAUGUACGAGUUCUCGUGGACCUGGUUCGAUACGGAAGUUAUCCGCAGCGCACACAAGCGAAACAUGUAUCUGAACGGUACGGAGCAGGAGAUUCUCGACAACGAGCGCGGACAGGUCCGGAAGCAUUACACUGAAGCUGAUGAUCUACUUCUUCCGCGCGGAAAUAAAUUGCAGGUGAAUGGUGCUCAUGUCGGCGAGAUGCAACAUACUACUAUUGUCUGGGACUAUCGGGAUGAUGUUGAGGCUGAUUCUGCUGAGGCUCAUGAGAUUGAGAAGACCAGGGGUCGGGGGAGACUCACGCUUGAUGGGCGGGGGGUUAGGGAGUUGGAGGUGGGAGAUUCGAUUGCUCUUUGGGCGAGGGCACGAUUCCCAGGUUGGUCGAAUCAUGUUCAUCGGGCUAGUGUGAGGAUUUUCUGGGCUGUAUGA